AUUCACUCCAGUCACUUGGCCAUUCGUUCCAACUCUCACUCCACCCAUCUCGCACACUCCAGACGCCGCAAAUGUCUGCACCUUCUGGGAUCAAGGUCCCGCCUGCGAUUUCCGCUGCGUUCGGCGCAGCAAAGUCGAGCGCUGACGAUGUCCGCGCGCUCGUCUUCACCAUCGAGGGCGAGUCCUUCUCCCACCUCACCACGGUCAAGCCCAAGGGCUCGUACGCCGACGACAUCGAGCUGCUCGCCCCCACGCUGCCGAGCAAGCAGACGCCCGCGUCGUUCGCUUACCGCCUCGACUCCAAGUCGGGCGGCGCGUACGAGUGGAUGAUGGUGACGUUUGUGCCCGACGAUGCGGGCGUGCGCGCAAAGAUGCUGCAGGCGAGCUCGCGCGGCGGCCUCAUGAAGGCGCUGGGCACCGGCAACUUUAAGCAUGACUGGUUUGCGACGUCGAUUGGAGACCUCACACCAAAGGCGCUCAAGGCCCACCUCGACCACAUCCUCUCGCCUCCCCCGCUCACCGCGUCCGAGGCGGCGCUGCUCGAGAUCAAGGCGGCCGAGGCGGAGGAGGCCAAGUCGCUCGCCCUGGACAAGGAGACGCAGACGGCGCGCGUCAAGGCUGUCGUCGGGCUUGGUGGCCGCAUGAAGUGGAACGCAGACGUGCAGGAGGCGCUCACCAAGGCCGCUGCGAGGUCUGACGACGGCUGGAUCGUGUCUCUGGACAUUGCGCCCACCGACUCGUCGCUGCUCCAGCUGCAGCGCUCCGAGGCGUGCAAGCCCUCCGAGCUCGCGUCCAAGCUGCCAGAGAAGGCCCCAGCCUACGUCUUCUACUCGUUCCCCACGCCCCCGCCCCCCAAGCCGGCACCAAAGCCGGCGCCUGCCGCCGCUGCGCCUUCCGCACCCCGCAACACAUUCCAGGCGACCGCUGGCGGUGUUCGCUACGUCGCAGCUUCAACAGCCCAGCCUGAAAACGCUGCCGAUGGUGAGGAGCAGGAGAAGGAGAAGACGGAGGGAGGAGAGGAGGAGGACGCUGCACCGAAGGAGGAGGCUGAGGAGACAGGUGGUGACAAGGAAGAGACGGCAGAGGAAGGUGUCGCAGCGCUCAAGGUCGAGUCCAAGCCCGCGUCGCCCGAGCCCAUCGCUGCCGCCGAGCCUGAACCAGAGCCCGAGGUCGAGUCCAAGGGCCGCGUCGUCUUCAUCUACUGGUGCCCGUCCGGCAGCCCCGUCAAGUUCCGCAUGAUCUACUCGACGUCGGUGCGUGGCGUUCAGCAGGAUGCGAUCGACAAGGCGGGCGUCGAGAUCCACGGCAAGAUUGAGACGUCGGACAAGAACGACGUCAACGAGACGCACCUGCGCGAGGCGCUUCCAGCCAAGCCAAAACACGCGUCGAGCCUCCCGAACCCGGGCAAGCCUGCCGUGUUUGGAGCGCCCGCACCGAGCGGGUUCGGUGUCGCUGCCGCCCCGCCGCCGAGCAGCAACCCGACGCGCAGCUUCGCCACGCCUGCCACUCGGCCAGUGUUUGGCGCGCCCGCGCCCGUCGGCGCAGCGUUUGGCCGCCCGAUGCCCAUCCGCACGACGUCGCACACGCCGCCCGCGAGCUCGUCGAGCCCCGUGUCUGCCGCGGCGCACGCCUCGGCACCCACCUCGGCCGUCGAGGACGACGGGGACAGCAAGGAGAGAAUCCAGAACGCGUUCAACGCCUUUGGCCCCAGAGUCAACUCGCCCGGUGGUGGCAGCGGCGGUUUCGCGCGCCCCCGCCCCGCUGGCCGCAGGUAGCGUGAUGGCAUGAGAGUGGGAUCGUACGGAUGGUAAUGUUGGAUAUGAAUCUACAGAACGUUGGCAUGCAUGCGGUGUGGCACGA
Molecule: messenger RNA, 1860 nt
Organism: Vanrija pseudolonga
Lineage: Eukaryota; Fungi; Basidiomycota; Tremellomycetes; Trichosporonales; Trichosporonaceae
Gene: Twf1
Product: Twinfilin-1
Exons: 4
Coding region: 72-1775 (567 amino acids)
Biological process (GO): barbed-end actin filament capping; actin filament depolymerization
Cellular component (GO): actin filament; cytoplasm
Molecular function (GO): actin monomer binding; actin filament binding
Source: RefSeq, a predicted model, not a curated record